AUAUCGUUUUGACAAUGUUUAAGAUUGCUUCUCUUUCGUUUGUGCUAAUUCCGUUUAUUUUUUGUUUUGUGGCGACUGAAGAAAUAGAAAAAGAAGAAAUGAUUUCUGAUAAGUACGAUGAUCUCGAUUUUCAGACGAUCCUGGAAAAUCCAAGAUUAAGGGAUCAAUAUUAUAAUUGUUUCAUGGAACUUGGGCCGUGUUCAACUCCAGACAAAAAAUUCUUCAAGGAACUCCUACCGGAAGUUUUCCAGACCGAGUGCAGAAGAUGCAACGACAAACAGAAGGCAGCAAUAGAUCAAAUAGCAGAUUUUUACGUAAAAAGAUUUCCGGACAAAUGGGAGGCCUUCAUCCGGAAAUUCGUUAUAGAACCAGCCCGUUUAAAUAAAAAUUAAUAAGCAUUUGGUUUUAAUCAAGGAUCUAGAAGGUUAAUUAGAAACUGUCGUCCAAAAAUUAAUUGUAGAACCAUCUGGCUUGAAUAAAAUGAAAGGACUAAAAAAAAAUUUUAAAUAGUUA
Belonocnema kinseyi is the source of this 513-nucleotide messenger RNA. RefSeq names its product putative odorant-binding protein A10. The transcript has 2 exons. The record is from RefSeq and is a predicted model, not a curated record. Lineage: Eukaryota; Metazoa; Arthropoda; Insecta; Hymenoptera; Cynipidae. Bases 15 to 392 code for a protein of 125 amino acids.